CUGGGACCAAUCAGAGAUCUGGCAGAAACUUUGUAAACAAGUCUUACACGUUGUGGGAAAUAUAUUUGAUUUGAUCGUUUCAGUGAGCUGUAUCGUUGGGAAUCCCGCAGGACUGGAAGACUUCAUUAAGAGAUCAUUCAAUGAGAGAGAUGCUCAAAUACGCAACACAGACCAGGCCAUGGUGCUAAGGUCAACCUAUCUCUCCAAAGGGAGGAGGAGAGCAUCAGAAGAGAUGGUCAGCCCUCUGGCCUCGGUCAGGCCAUUGUCUUCCAGCAGGUGAGGUCACUCCUACCGUGACGCUAGUCCCUUGACCGACGGUGCAGACGAAAGGUCUGGCCAACCUGAAUGAUGUCCUCAACAGUGCUGCAUCGCCCAGUGAAGACAGGAUCCCACCUGUGAACAGCAGCUUUGAGAGCGUUGGAGCGAGUCAGGAAUGGUGGUUGGUCGGGUGUGGCUCAUCUCAGGUUUGUGAAGAACAGAAGUGUGAGGAAGAGGUUUUUCCCUUGGCAAUGAACUACUUGGACAGAUUUUUAGCCGUGGUUCCAACCAGAAAGUGUAAUCUGCAACUUCUUGGAGCAGUUUGCAUGUUCCUUGCAUCCAAACUGAAAGAAACUCGUCCAUUAACUGCAGAGAAACUCUGCAUCUACACAGAUAACUCCAUCAGACCACAGGAGUUACUGGAGUGGGAGCUGGUGGUGCUGGGGAAGUUGAAGUGGAACCUGGCGGCUGUCACUCCAAAUGACUUCAUAGAGCACAUUGUGAGGAAGCUGCCAUUGCCCGAAGAGAAGUUAGUGCUGAUACGCAAACACGUGCAGACCUUCAUUGCCCUCUGUGCUACAGACUUCAACUUCGCAAUGUACCCCCCGUCCAUGAUCGCCACAGGCAGUGUGGGAGCGGCUAUCUGUGGCCUCCAGUUGGACUCGGGUGACCAGUCACAGUGGGGGGACAGUCUCACAGACCUGCUGGCCAAAAUCACCAACACUGAAGUGGACUGUCUGAAGGAGUGUCAGGAGCAGAUUGAGAGGGUCUUGGUGAGCAGCCUGCGAGAGGGACGGCAGCAGCAACAGCAGCAGCAGCAGGUCCAGCGUGGCCCCAGCAGUAAGACCAUGGACGAGCUGGAUCAGUCCAGCACCCCAACGGAUGUUCGCGACAUCAACUUGUGAGCCUGCAAAAAGAGAAGCAGCGCAUCCGGAAUACGCAUCAAAUCAACAUAAAAAAAACGACAAAAAACAAAAACAACAAAAACAAACUACCCCUUGAAAAAAAAUGCUUGCUAAUUUUUUUUAGAGAUUUUUUUAUUUUGUUAUAUAAAAACAUGCGCCCAUGUAUUGUAUGAAAGGAAAGCUAUUUUUAGAUAUAAAAUAGAUAUACUUUAAAAGCUAUGAAUUGAUAUAUGGACGCUCUAUGGUGCCUCAGAUAUACAGAAGGCAAGCCAAUUAUAUGUUGCGUUCUGUUUUUGAUUGUAUAGUCAUGAUAAAGUUAUAUCGAAUAAGACAACAAUAGCUUAAUGAGGAGUUCAAAAAUGUUUGGGGAGACCAUUCCAGGCUUGCAUAUAUGGGAUCACAAUCGGGGCAAGGUUUUUCUGUGUUGUUUAGUUAAUUAUUUUGGUUAAUGUUGGUCUGCCAGAGAUAGGAGCCCAGUAAGGGCUCCGCUGACCGUGAAUGGCAGGUCUCAACGUGGCAUAGUUUGGCUGUGUGUUGGGGACGAGGGGAGCACUUUGCAGGAAUUGCAGAGUGUUGUGCUAAGAAAGAGACAAGUAGGGUCCAUGGAACAGCCAAGUAUAUAAUAGUGAAUUACAUUAUUAUGAUUAUUAUUAUUAAGAAACGUAUUUGUGAAUACAGAGUAAUAGACGUCAAUAAGCUCUUUUUGUCAGGCUGAUUGUUCGUGUGGGUGUGUGUGUGUGGGUGGGUGUAACUGCCAUGAUGUGAGUUUUGUAUCAGCUCAACUGUGUGUGUGUGUGUGUGUGUGUGUGUGUGUGUGUGUGUGUGUGUGUGUGUGUGUGUGUGUGUGUGUGUGUGUGUGUGUGUGUGUGUGUGUGUGUGUGUGAGUGUUAUGGCUUGGCGCUUGAGUGGAAAGACUAGACUAGUGGUAGACUAUGGAACAGACUCAUUCUCUGCAGGGCAUCUAUGUUAUAUCACUGCCUUAAGUUAAUAUGCGUUGUCGGCCGACAAAAAGCUGGGGGUCUGAGUCCACUUAGUGGGUGAGAGAGAGAGAGAGAGAGAGAGAGGGACGGCUGUGUUCCCUCAUUUUUGUCUAGAGGAGUUUGGCAAUGGACCAUCUGCUUUCAGAAGUUUCAUUCGAGGUGUUUGUGUUUUUCACUGCCAACAUACCAAUCAAAUAGUGUUUGUAUUUUUAUGUUGUUUUUGAGUUUUUUUGUUAUUUUGUUACGGAAGGAGCUUCAGGCUGCUUAGCGUCAGCAGGGAGGACUGUGUGCCCCUCUUGAUGGUACAUUAGUAUCUCAGAGGAGAGGGGAGGCCUGUGGUCUGUGGUGGUUGUAUGGGGUCUGGGGGGUGGACAGGUAUAGAUGGAAAGAAAGGGUUUGUUUCAGUGCAGAAGCAUGUUGCUGUGUAGAGGAAGGAGAUGUAGUGGAGUUGCUGAAAGAUACAGGAGAGGAGCCCAAUGGCCUCAUAUGACAUCUAUCUGAUUUCUGCGUUUUGGGCAGACUGAGGCCACGGGUGGCAAAUUAGGAUCAAAACCAGACUCAUUAUUUGAGAAUGAACUUUCUGGGUUCAUUAGAAGAGAGGAAAAUGUAUUGGAGCAGGGGAAGAUUUGUGAUCAAUGCAUCUGUAGUCCCUCAUAGAGUUGUUUCAACGCGCCUGUGAUUUCAACAGCAAAGCACUUUGAAAACACGCUCCCCAAUGGACAAAUGAAAUGGUUACGGUGUGGGGAUCUAUGGAUGCUUUCUGUUUUCUCGUUAGCUUUUACUUUGUAGGGCUGGUUUCCCACAUUCAGAUGUACCCACUUGGCAAGCAGGUGUCAAAAUAAUGCCUAACACCUUAUGACAUGAGGACAUUCCGAUCUGAAAACAUUCCGAAAUAAAGAAAAGUGCAAGGUGAAAGGAGCGUCUGACCAUUUUUCGUGUGUUUUAACAAAUAACUAAUGUCAAUUAAAAAAAAUGUUUUAAAAGGCUACAGACGAGGUUAACGAUUUAGUUUUUAUUUGAGAAGUUACCACAUUAUAAAAUAUUUGUUCUACUUGAAUUUUCUAUUUGACCUGCUUCACAACAACAACAUAAAGUCACAUGGGUGGGAACAAUACAGAAAACGUUAUCAUAGAACAUCUGGUGUUCUGAGGGCAAAUGAGGUUUUCUUUCAAAAAGAUGGAGCUGUUCUAUGUUCAACGCUACCUUAUUGAUGGUUUUGCUAGUAGAGCCUGGCCUGUUGUCUUCGGGUGAUGCCCCUGUGUGGCUGUGCUGUCCCCGAGGCUGUGCAGGCCUGACUGAUGUCUGUGAACCCGUAGUGAUAAAACUCUUAUGAAAGUUCUAUCUCUGCGUGUACCCCUCUCGUCCAGUGAGAUUUGCUGCUUCAGUCACUUCAUUGGCAUGGGGUUUGAUCAGUCACCCAGACGUCAGAAUUAGACUAAUUCACUUCCAAGACUGACACAGGGUACAUCGCCAGCACAAGACAGCCUUGAUCACGCAAUAUUCUCAUUGCUACAUUUAAAGGUGGAUCGAGGUUUUGGUGUGGUUUUUUUGUGUGUGUGUGUGUGUGUGUACGUUUGUUUGUGUUUGCAUGUGUGGUAGGUAUGAGGGGAAAAUGAGGAUUCAGUGUUUUAGCAGGCUACUCAAAAUAAAUGUUUUUCAGGAAAACGUUUUCUAGAAACCAAUCUUAUAAACAAGGCCAUCUUCAACCUCACCAAAACUAGCCCCUGUUCAUCAUUGUCAAGGAUGUCUGCCCUUUUUUAUCCUCUGCAAGCUCUAUUCUGAGCAUAGAUGAUGAUUUGUUUGUUUUUACAAAGUAGUUGACUGUGUUAGGUUUGAAUUUGUAUUUAGACCACCUUCAAUUUGUGUUUUGUUUUAUUUUAUGGGGUGUCCAAACCCUCAAAACCGUUUGUAGAGUGUUUGUAAGGGGUUAGAUACUGUAUUCCAAAGUGAAGAGAGAUAGAGGAGGUGUCAAGACAUCAAAGUGUCAAUAUUUUUAUUGAGUUAUUAUUAUUAUUGUCUUUUUGCGCUGCUAAAAGCUAUGAUUUUGUUUCAUUCUUAUAUACAAAAAAAAAAUGACAUUACUUAGUUGUGAUGUGUCACUUGAGUGUGCUGCUAUUUUAUAAACAUUUGUAUUAUAAUAUAAUUAUUUUACUGCUUAAGAGAUACAUUCAGAAUACUGAAGUAGAUGGUAAUAGAAGAACAUGACAUGAGUAUUUGACUGGAAAUGUUCUUUGUACAGGUUGCUUAGAUAGCAUGUUUCUUUUCCUUUUGAUCUAUUUUGCUCUACUUUCUCAGUCACAUUGCGGUAUCUCUAUACCUCAGGUUUACUGGACAUAAAAAGAAUAUCUGAAUACCUCACAACUCUACAGUUUUUAGGGAGCCUGGGAAGGGUAACAGUACAGUAGAAAGCACAGUGGUUUUGUCUGUUGUGAAAUGUACUGACCUUGUUGAGUGGCAAGCAUGCAAGGCUCCCGUCUGGACUUAAACCCUAGUGGAGGGUGCACAACAACAAGUCAACACUUCCUUGGUCAGUUUAAGUUGAUGGUGGUGCUAAUUGUGAGACUCGUGUGACAGUCAUUGCAAAGACAAAUGUGAAAAUGUCUCAAAUAUCAUUGAUGAUUAAUUACAUGGUUUGUUCCAAUUAAUGUCGAUGGAUUUUGAUUCCUAAGCUUGAUUUGAUGAGCUUAGUUGACCUGUGUGUUCCAGGUGGUCCUAUUGUCUGGAAAACCAAUACAAAAUGGCUAAACCAAUCAAUCAAAAAGCUCACCACAUACUGCAUCUGACAUGAGGAAGUGUGUUUCAACAGCGGGGAUUUCCCUUUAGUUGUCCCCCUUCCACUAGAAGUUACAUAAUGUACCUCAGAAAUGUCUGUUGCACAACCUCUGUUCAAUAAACUUCUGCUUUAAAGAGUCUGACACCAUACCAGUCCAAUGUUAUUCUAAUUUCUGUUUUCUUUUUGUAAUGUUAUUAUGGUUAGUGGAGCAGAUUGUAGGAUGUGAUUGUGUACAUAAAGUGAGGUGAACACUAGAGGUUGCUGUAGUCAUGAAACCAAGAGGACUCGAGAGCUGUUAAGUGGAGUGGAGCUGAGAUUGUGGGGCAACUGAGGAUACUGCAGUCUGGUUAAGGGCAAAAAAACAGCAACGAAUUAAAACAAAAGUUAAGAAGACGGACCCCCUGCUUGAAUACCAACCAAAACUUGCUAUUAAGAAUGUGUUUGUUUCUGUUGCUUCCCCUGUAUGACGUCCUCUGAAGUGUUAACACACUAAUCAGUCAGGUUUCAAGCAAGUGGGAUAUUGGUGUCUGUCUGAGUUUGUCCUCUGACUCUGGGGCGCUAAGGCACUCUUAUGCAGCUUCUUGUUGGGCUGUUUUUUAGGGGGACUGGAUCAUGUAGGCCUAGUAAGUGAAUAAGUUGGUUUCGAAGUUAGCGUUGAAUUCAGUAUUGAUAACUUCUGUUUAUGAUUAAUCAGCUCUUUAUUGGUCUGUCUGAAAGGAUCCCUUAAAGUGUUAAGGGUCAAGGCAUGCUGUACAAUCAAUAAACUCACCAUGAAUUAAA
This is a messenger RNA of Oncorhynchus tshawytscha (Chinook salmon), 5696 nucleotides long. RefSeq names its product G1/S-specific cyclin-D2. Gene Ontology annotation, cellular component: cyclin-dependent protein kinase holoenzyme complex; cytoplasm; nucleus. Gene Ontology annotation, biological process: mitotic cell cycle phase transition; positive regulation of G1/S transition of mitotic cell cycle; regulation of cyclin-dependent protein serine/threonine kinase activity. Bases 510 to 1163 code for a protein of 217 amino acids. The transcript is spliced from 7 exons. NCBI's taxonomy places the organism in Eukaryota, Metazoa, Chordata, Actinopteri, Salmoniformes, Salmonidae. Gene Ontology annotation, molecular function: cyclin-dependent protein serine/threonine kinase regulator activity. The record is from RefSeq and is a predicted model, not a curated record.